CACUGCCUACACCGCCGAAGCCACCGACUACGACGUGCGGGUCCUCCUGCGGUUUCCUCAACGGGUGAAGAACCAGGGCACAGCUGACUUUCUGCCCAGCCGGCCCCGGCACAGCUGGGAGUGGCACAGCUGCCACCAGCACUACCACAGCAUGGAUGAGUUCAGCCACUAUGACCUGCUGGAUGCUACCACAGGGAGGAAGGUGGCCGAGGGCCACAAGGCCAGUUUCUGCUUGGAGGACACCACCUGCGAUUUUGGCAACCUAAAGCGUUAUGCCUGCACAGCCCACACCCAGGGCUUGAGCCCGGGCUGCUACGACACCUACAAUGCUGACAUCGACUGCCAGUGGAUUGAUAUCACGGAUGUACAGCCGGGGAAUUAUGUCUUAAAGGUUCAAGUGAACCCCAAAUACAUUGUCCUGGAGUCGGACUUCACCAACAACGUGGUGAGGUGCAACAUCCAUUACACCGGACGCUAUGUUUCCACAACAAACUGCAAGAUUUCCCAGUAA
Molecule: messenger RNA, 511 nt
Organism: Apaloderma vittatum (bar-tailed trogon)
Lineage: Eukaryota; Metazoa; Chordata; Aves; Trogoniformes; Trogonidae
Product: lysyl oxidase homolog 1-like
Exons: 4
Biological process (GO): peptidyl-lysine oxidation
Molecular function (GO): protein-lysine 6-oxidase activity; copper ion binding
Source: RefSeq, a predicted model, not a curated record